GCAAUCCUGUGACUGGGUUAGUUCCUAUUCCUUAACCAAUACGAUUGUCUCGUUCUUUUCACAUUCAUUUCUGUGUUGACAGGUCGUGCGUUCCCGCCCUUCUGCUCAUUCAUAAAUCAUAUAUUUAAUUUUCAAAUACCUAAUUAACAAAAAUGGGUGACGUAGAAAAAGGAGCCAAAGUAUUCCAAACUAAAUGCUCUCAAUGCCACACUGUUGAAGCGGGAGGCAAACACAAAGUUGGACCCAACUUGCAUGGUUUAUUCGGACGUAAAACCGGCCAAGCUGCUGGUUAUUCUUAUACUGAUGCCAAUAAACAAAAGGGUAUCACAUGGAAUGAAACAACAUUAUUCGAGUACUUAGAAAACCCCAAAAAAUAUAUACCUGGCACUAAAAUGGUGUUUGCUGGCAUUAAGAAAGUAGAUGAAAGAAACAACGUUAUUGCUUAUUUGAAAAAAGCUACCGCGUAAUGUCAGUAUUUGUGACAAUACUUUAAUAAUAGAUUAAAUUAUGAGUAUAAAAACGUUGUUAUUUUUUUGUUAUUAUUGUUCCCAGUGAUUAUACCUAGUAAUUAUUGUACACGUACACUUUUUAAAUUAAGUUAUUUCUUGUUUAAAUUUAUUUGUUGUACAGUGUUAUAGAGUCAAAUAUUAAAUGUUUUAGAAUAAAUGCCUUGUGCAAUUUAUGUUGAA
Molecule: messenger RNA, 689 nt
Organism: Metopolophium dirhodum (rose-grain aphid)
Lineage: Eukaryota; Metazoa; Arthropoda; Insecta; Hemiptera; Aphididae
Product: cytochrome c-like
Exons: 4
Coding region: 153-467 (104 amino acids)
Biological process (GO): mitochondrial electron transport, cytochrome c to oxygen; mitochondrial electron transport, ubiquinol to cytochrome c
Cellular component (GO): mitochondrial intermembrane space
Molecular function (GO): electron transfer activity; heme binding
Source: RefSeq, a predicted model, not a curated record